UUGCUACCUGGAAAAGACAACAAACCGUCUGUGUAAACUCCUAUUAUUCUUAAUUGUUUUCUGCUAAACAUUCGGAAAUAUUACGCUGUAUCACUUCAUUGCAGAACGAAAAAUGGAAAAUGUGCAUCUGGCUAUGGAGGAGGAAGAUCUUUAUUCAGGUUACAACGAUUAUAAUCCGACUUUUGACUCCGAGGAGUUGGAGAAUGAUGUGGACUUCCAGCAAGCUGUAAGGACCAGUCAUGGAAGAAGACCGCCGAUGACUGCAAAAUUUCCUGGCACAGCUAUUGGAACUCGGACUUUAGGUUCUUCCUUUGGAUCUCGUGUUCCCCUGGCAUCUUCAAUGGGCAGACCUAUGACAGGAGCUGUGCAGGAUGGAGCAGCUAGACCAAUGACUGCUGUCAGAGCAGCAGGUUACACCUCCUCCCUCGUCCGUGGCUCUGCCUUUGACCCUCUGGGCCAGGCUAGGGGCCCUGCUCCUCCGCUUGAAGCAAAGAACGAGGACACGCCUGAGGAGAAGAUCAAGAUCCUGGAGAGGAAAGUGAAUGACCUGAUAAAAGAGAGCUGCAUGGCACAGAGCAUUGGAGCCCUACAACUGGCUCUUGAAAAAGCUAAAGAGGCUGGAAGGAAGGAGAGAGCACUCGUGAGACAGAGAGAACAGACGGGAAACACCGACCACAUCAGUUUAGACCUCACCUACUCGGUUCUGCUCAACCUUGCCAACCAAUAUGAAAACAAUGAAAUGUACCCAGAGGCUCUGAAUAGUUACCAGGUCAUCGUGAAAAACAAGAUGUUCAGUAACGCAGGCCGCCUGAAAGUAAACAUGGCCAACAUCUACGUCAAACAAAAAAACUACACCAAAGCCAUCAAGUUCUACCGGAUGGCGCUGGAUCAGAUCUCGGAUGCUCACAAGGAAAUGAGGAUCAAGAUCAUGCAGAAUAUUGGAGUGGUCUUUGUCCACCAGGGCCAUUACUCAGAUGCUAUAACAUCAUUUGAACACAUCAUGAGUGAGAGCCCAAACAUCAAGACGGGCUUCAACCUCAUCCUGUGCUACUACGCUAUUGGGGAUAGGGAGAGGAUGAAGAAGGCCUUCCAGAAGCUUAUCUCUGUUCCUCUGGAGAUUGACGAUGACGACAAAUAUAUCCCAACCAAUGAUGACACCACCUCUAAUAUGGUCAUCGAAGCCAUUAAGAAUGACAACCUUCAUCAGAUGGAAAGAGAUCUAAAAGCUCGGGCUGAGAAGUACAUCAUGACUGCUGCCAAGCUCAUUGCUCCAGCUAUUGAGACAUCUUUUGCCACUGGAUUUGACUGGUGUGUGGACAUGGUGAAGAGUUCUCCAUAUACUGAGCUUGCCAACGAUCUGGAGAUAAACAAAGCCAUCACCUACCUCAGACAGAAGGACUUCAACCAGGCUGUGGAGACACUGAAAACAUUUGAAAAGAAGGACAGCCGAGUGAAGAGUGCUGCGGCAACCAACCUCUCUUUCAUCUACUUUUUGGAGAAGGACUAUGACCAGGCUGAUAAAUAUGCAGACCUUGCCAUAAACGCUGAUCGCUACAAUCCUGCAGCACUCACCAACAAAGGCAACACAGUUUUCGUCAAACAAGACCAUGAAAAGGCUGCAGAGUUCUAUAAAGAAGCUCUGAGGAAUGAUUCCUCCUGCACUGAAGCUCUCUACAACCUUGGUCUAACCUAUAAGAGACUGAAUCGUCUGGAGGAGGCUCUGGAUUGCUUCCUGAAGCUUCAUGCCAUUUUGAGGAACAGUGCUCAGGUCAUGUUCCAGCUGGCCAGCUUUGGCUACAUAUAUGAACGUCUUGAUGACUCCCAGCAGGCGAUUGAGUGGUUGAUGCAGGUCAUCAGUGUGACUCCCACUGACCCCCAUGUGCUGGCCAAACUGGGAGAGCUGCACAGCAGUGAGGGGGACAAAUCCCAGGCUUUCCAGUACUACUACGAGUCCUUCAGGUACUUACCCUCCAACAUGGAUGUGAUCGAGUGGCUCGCUGCAUACUACAUCGAGACACAUUUCUUUGAAAAGGCCAUCCAGUACUUUGAAAGAGCCACACUCAUUCAACCUACUCAGGUGAAGUGGCAGCUAAUGGUGGCAAGCUGCUACAGGAGAAGUGGAAACUACCAGAAAGCUCUGGAAACCUACAAAGACAUUCACCGCAAGUUUCCAGAAAAUGUUGAAUGCCUGCGGUUUCUGGUGAGGCUGUGCACCGAUAUGGGACUGAAGGAAGUCCAAGAAUACGCCACAAAACUGAAGAAGGUGGAGAAGAUGAAGGAGAUCAGAGAACAGAGGGUGAAGUCUGGGCGAGAGGGCAGCAGCAGAGGUCGAAGAGAAGGAAGAGAGGGCAGCGCAGGGAGUGCUGACACAGACAAAGCAGUUUCUCAGUUUGAGCCCAAACUGCUCAGUCCACUGUUGGACUCAGGGCGAGACAGUGGCCGCAGCAGCAGCAGCACUAAAGGAGAGCGUCUGAGCGCCAAGAUGAGGUCACUUCCUGGUUCGCAUGAGCCGUAUGAGGCGAGCAGCCCAAAAGAAUUAGAUGCAUCUUACAUGGACCCUCUGGGGCCGCAGAUGGAGAGACCGAAGACGGGUGCAAAGAAACGGGUGGAAGAUGACGACUUUGCAGAUGAAGAGCUGGGAGAUGAUCUGCUGCCGGAGUAGCUGCUUUCACUGUCCGCCUUUACUGCAACUCUCAACAUUUUCUGUUUUAUCUACUCUUUAAAAGGCAGGAAAAGUCAGCACAAAACAGAAUUAUUUUAAACACAACUCUUAAGUGAAAGGUGACAGGAUAAAGACUUUAUUUUCCAAAGGUACAAAUGAGAAUCCAAUGACUGCUGGAUUUCUCUCCAAAGUUAGCCAUCUUUGCCUUAAACCUAAUGUCUUUAUGGGACAAAAGAAAGCUGAAUGUUGUUUAAUAUUAACACAUAUCUAUAAAAUUAAUACCCACAAGCUAAAAACAAGCCAUUAAGGAUGAUGCUUGCAUUGACGUCUGUAACUGUUUAGGCAGUUUUGUUUUUGGUCUGUGCUCCAGCUGAAUACAUUUCAAAUCAAACAAUUUUAAAGUGAUUGAAGUUUCAAGAUAUACAGUAAUUUAGAAAAGAUUACAUUCAUUUAGGAAAGAAAUUGUCCACUGCACAUUGAAUAUGACUUUAAUUUGACUUUAUUAUGUGCAAACAGUGCAGUUUGACCAAAGAUUUCUCAGCUUUGCCUGACAAAAGUCUCAGUAAAAUCAUCUUCAGGGUACAUUAGAUAAUUUCCUCUCUAACUUUAUGUUCCUGCAGCCAAAGCUGACCACAGGUUGGUUGUGGAUGGGAGUCCUAUUAUCAUGGAGAUUGGGUACAUACUGGACAAAGUGAGUAAAUUUGUGAGCUUUUUAGACAUACUUUUCCUCCCAGGAGUCUGAGUUCUUUACUGCUCAUCCAAUCCACAUGUGAACACCCUCACACCCUGAAAGCCUUGAAUCCAGCGCUGGGGCACAGAGCCAAAACAAUGAAAAACAUUUCAUUGUCCUGAUAUUUUUGCGUUGUACAUUUCCAUGUGUGAGCGUGGGAAACUUAUGGAAAACCCAUCGACAGUGAGAAACCCAGCAUAUUCCAUCCAUUUUGAGCUCCGUUCCUUUAUUUUUUAUACAGUUUGUACUUGUUCUAAAAAUGUUGAUGUAAUAUUUAUUUUUUCUAGUCUAAAGUUGUUGAUGUACAGUGUAUCAUAUUAAAUAUGAAACUUGAGCUGUGUCAUUCUGAGUUAA
This is a messenger RNA of Cheilinus undulatus (humphead wrasse), 3746 nucleotides long. Its product is annotated as intraflagellar transport protein 88 homolog. Gene Ontology annotation, biological process: intraciliary transport; kidney development; inner ear receptor cell stereocilium organization. Gene Ontology annotation, cellular component: ciliary base; centriole; non-motile cilium. NCBI's taxonomy places the organism in Eukaryota, Metazoa, Chordata, Actinopteri, Labriformes, Labridae. The coding region runs from base 113 to 2662 and encodes 849 amino acids. The record is from RefSeq and is a predicted model, not a curated record. The transcript is spliced from 26 exons. Gene Ontology annotation, molecular function: kinesin binding.